This is a messenger RNA of Polychytrium aggregatum, 1204 nucleotides long. RefSeq lists its product as uncharacterized. The coding region runs from base 19 to 1164 and encodes 381 amino acids. The record is from RefSeq and is a predicted model, not a curated record. The transcript has a single exon. Lineage: Eukaryota; Fungi; Chytridiomycota; Chytridiomycetes; Polychytriales.
AUCUCAAUAUACUGAGCAAUGAGCUGGAAGGCAUUAUCGUUGGUGAUGUCGACGUUGUGGAGCGGGGGCAUGGCUGUGAUCUUCUCUAGGCCAAGAACAUUUCUUGCCUCCAUCAGACGCACGAGACCCAGCCCGAAUAUUCUAUCUACCCCUCACCAAGAACCCACAAUGUCGACGAAUGCAACCGCACUCACGCAGCUCACGACAUACGGCCCGCAAGAGCGAGCGCUCUUCCAGGGGCAGCCCAAGAGCGGCAUUAACAUCUCACGAGUCGAGUUCCAGGAAGUGACCGACUUUGGCAAGACAACGACCGCGGUCGUUCCCUGGCUGGGUGAUCAGCUCGAGGAGACGUGGCUGUAUUUCACGAUCGAAGUUAACGUCGGUGGCUUUGCCAAUGCAGCUGGGUUCGGGGCAAUCGACUCGAUCGAGAUGUGGGUCGGCUCGAUGCGCCUGUACCAGUGGACGGGCAUGUGGCUCGAAGCGGUUUCGGCAUUGGAGCCGACGAACUAUGCGGAUGAGCUUGCAGCCGGGCGAGUUCCCGACGGAUUCACGCUUUACCAGCCACUGUGUGAUUUCAGUCUCCCGCAAGCCACCACCCAAAGCUUUCUCAUCAGAGCACCCCAUGCACCGUUCCUCUUUGCGGAUGUACAGGCGAUGCAGCUCAAGUUCCGGGUGAUAUGGGCAACCGCCGCAUCUGGAGUGCUGGGACCGGCACCGACUCCACACACAUCGACAGACCCACCGAUUCCCGCACAAACCGCAGUCUUCCAGGAUGCCGCCGUCUUCUUCAAGUAUCGCAUGUGGCCGACGGCACCAGUGAAUGACCCGGAUGUGCAAAAGACUCAGCUGCUCAACACCUGGGUCUACUAUGACGUACCGGUCUCACCGGGGUCAUUCAAGGUGGUACUCCCGUUCCGGUCGGUGAUCCACAAGCUGCUCUGGAAGUUUAAUCCAGAGGCAACGGGUCUCUUCACCAGCGUCACACUGACCCUGGACGGCAAGCCCCGAUUCUACCAGCUGCCAGAGAUCUUCCCCCGCAUCAAGACGGGCUAUGCAGACUUUGACUGUAACGUCCACUACUGGGACGUUGGGGCAAGACGGGGAGGGAGGGGGUACAAGACAAGACAGGACAGGGCAGAACAGGGCGGUGCUAGGCUACUCUAGCGGACGGGUGAGCUCGGGAAGCACUUACGUUUAUUCACGA